AUGUCCCGAAGUCUGCCAGACAGAGUAGCAGGGCUCUAUUAUGCCCAUGGUCUUUUUUGCUCAUCACAUCCUGUUGCAAUACUAUCAUUGGCAAUUUCUAUUAUAUUAAUAUGUUGUUACCCGCUGAUAAACUUGCCAAUGCCUGGCAACACACCCAAAGUAGUUAUCAAUACGACAGUGACAAAUGGAUCAAAUAGAUCCGAAAGUUCAUUACUCUACGUACAACAAGUGUCGCUGAGAAUUGGAGUAGUACCAUGGGCUGAAGACCUUGCUUUGUCUGAUGCUUUCAGAGCGCCGCUUUAUGAAGUCUUCAAUUUGCUGGAAAUAAUACAAAAUUAUCAGGAUACAGAGACGUAA
Cotesia congregata is the source of this 357-nucleotide messenger RNA. Lineage: Eukaryota; Metazoa; Arthropoda; Insecta; Hymenoptera; Braconidae. The record is from the annotation of a GenBank genome assembly.